AUCCCAGUAAUGGAGAAAUACUGGAAAGAAUUAAAAAAAAAUUCCUUAUGCUGCCCAUUGAAUGGCUUUACCAAAACACUGAACAGAAUAGAACUAAUAUAACUAACACAAAAAUUUGUGCUCAAUCGCCAACACUGUUGGAUAUAGAAUAUCACAACACCUAUUGGCAAGGAUAUACAAAUAAAAAUUUGACAUUUAAAGUAUUUGGUGCAUACUGGGAUAGUAGAGAAGCUGUAGUGGAGGGACCACUAGUGCGAGUAUUGGUUAUGGUUAAUCAAAUCGACAGACCUUUUUAUAAAAGCUAUUGUCAACUGUGGUAUGAUGACACCGAUGAACCGGAAAUAGUCGAAGUGAAGACCUACGAUUCGAUAUGGGUUGGAGCUUGGGGUAAUAAACCGCGUCAUUUAUAUCCGUAUUUAAUGAAUUGUCAAGCACCCAAGUUCUUUAUUAGUGAUACAAAUAUAAUAGAGCGAAUACCUAAGAGAGUGUCAUUGGUAGCAGAAAAAUGUGAUAUGGCUACCAAUAACGUACGCAUUAUCUAUGAAGAACCAUUGGCCUAUAGUGAAGGUAAAGCGGUUAAAUCGAGUUUUGCGGUUUGUGUUAAAAGCACAUUCUACUCAUAUGUGGAUAUGUCAGCACGCUUGGUUGAGUGGCUGGAACUGUUGCGUUUGUUAGGUGUCGAGAAAGUGUUCAUGUAUAAGUUACAACUACAUGCGAAUGUUGAGAAAGUGUUGAACCAUUACGAAAGCACAGGUUUUGUGCAAUUAAGUCCAUUUACCUAUGCUCGCGGUGAGCCACCAUUUGCUAGUUUCCAGAACGUCACCAUCAUAAAGGAUAUACUUAAUAAGCGCACAAAUGAGCUGAUCGCCUACAAUGACUGUCUCUACAGAAAUAUGUACAAAUAUAAUUAUCUAGCUCUUAUAGAUGUAGAUGAGAUUAUUAUGCCACUUGGAAAAUUGAUAAACUGGCAUGAACUUUUGGAAGUUGCUAAAAGUAUCAAAGAUCCAAAAUGUACAAAUUUUGCAAGUUAUUGUUUUCGUAAUGUAUACUUUCCCAGAUUCGAGGGAAAACCUCCAUAUUCAGAGGAGGUUCCACCUUAUUUCUAUAUGUUGCAACACGUAAUACGUGUAUCAAAUUAUACGAAGGAGGGACAUGCCGUCAAAUGCUUUCAUAACACCGAUUUUGUUGUUAGUCUGCACAAUCAUUAUUCAAGGAAAUACUUGCAAAGUUGCUUCCAACUAGCAAUUGACAAAAAGUAUGCACAUAUACAACAUUACCGUGAGCCCGAUUUGAAAGCAACGUUAAAUGACACAGUGAUAGAUGAUAGUAUCUGGAGAUAUAAGGAUACCUUGAUGAGUAGAUCAAUGAAAGUUUUGAAAAGUUUGAAUUUUUUAAAUUAA
Messenger RNA from Teleopsis dalmanni, 1400 nucleotides. RefSeq lists its product as uncharacterized. The record is from RefSeq and is a predicted model, not a curated record. Lineage: Eukaryota; Metazoa; Arthropoda; Insecta; Diptera; Diopsidae.